AUGGCAAUAUUGAAUGUCUUAUUCGUCGACUCAUAUGACUCUUUUACUUAUAAUUUGGUAAGGUUAAUUGAGCAACAACAGAUCGAGGACGGACCUGAUGAGGAGAUCUCGACGCAUGUGACUACCAUCCAUAACGAUACGUUCAAGACUAAGGAUCAAUUACGAGAUUACUUGAAAUAUUUUGACUGUGUGGUGGUAGGUCCUGGACCGGGAAAUCCCGUGAAUGGGUCCCAGGACGUAGGAAUAAUAUCAUCUCUGUUCGAAGACAAUGAGUUUAAAGAUAUUCCUAUUCUUGGUGUCUGUCUAGGAUUUCAAGCUCUAUGCUAUUCUCAAGGUGCAUUAGUGUCUGAAUUGAAUACGAUAAAACAUGGUCAGGUUUAUGAAAUGACGGUGGAACGAAAGGAGGGUCUAUUUAAAGGAUAUCCAGAAGUAUUCAACUCCGUUAGAUAUCAUUCGUUGCAUGUAAGUGAUCCACCUUCUUCUGUUAUUCCAUUGGCAUACACUAACGAUGAAAAUGGGAGAUUAUUGAUGGCGGCUCGCAUUCAAAAUACACCAUGGUAUGGUGUACAAUACCACCCAGAAUCAUGUUGUUCAGAUAGUGGUGCGCUACUCAUUCAGAAUUUUCUAAGUUUGGCACAGGAAAGUAACAUGACUACAGGACGUUUGAUUAAGAAAAUAGAGCUCAAGGAAAUAGACCCAAUUCGAUUUGAUUCCAUUUUAUCCAAUCUUGAAAAUAAAAUUGAUCAUAGUUGUAUCUACGACAAACAAAAUGUUAUACAAGCAAAAAAAUUGAUACCCAAGAUACAAAAAUUUGAAGUGGGGCAUAACGCUGAUUUCACUUUGAAAUUAUGUGACAAGAUUGAUGCUCAUAAAUUUAUAAUGGCUUCAUCCUCGAUCUCUCCUAAUCGUGGGGAAUGGUCCAUUAUAACUUUGCCAUCAGAUAGCUCUAGCGUAUUUACACAUUAUAAUGACCUUCAAAAAACAACGAUUCAUAAAUGGAGGGAUCCACUUUUGAAUGUUGAAACCCUGAGAACUGGUUUAGAGACUUUACAACCCUUUGCUGAUCCUGUACUAAAAAUUGUGAAUGAAGAGAAAUCUGAAUUUUGGAAUAGAUUAGGGGAAUUUAUGAAACCAUACUUGAUUGAAGAAUAUCCUGAGCUUCCAUUUAUCGGUGGUUUAGUCGGUAUAUUUGGAUAUGAGAUGGGGUUAUAUGUAACCACAAACAGAUUAUCAAAUGACAUGGGAAAUAUACCGGAUUCCAAGCUGGUAUUUAUUGAAAACAGCAUUUUGAUAAAUCAUCAAAAAGGUGUCCUUUACACUGUAUCAUUAAAUAAUACGUUCCCUGAAGAAAUAUUAUCAUUGCUGGGCGACAAUGACAAAAUGGAAAACUUAGAGAAUUCUACUCUUCCCUGGAGUAAAACUCUUCCAAAUGAUGUCAAUUUUGAGAUUGUAAUGCCUGAGAAGAAGGACUAUACGACUGCGUUUUACAAAUGUCAGGAAUAUAUGCAUAAGGGAGAUUCAUAUGAAAUUUGUCUCACUACACAAACCAAAGUCACACCUGACAAAAAAAUAGAGCCAUGGAGGAUCUUCCAAACUUUAGUACAGAGAAACCCUGCACCAUUUUCCAGUUAUUUUGAAUUCGAUGAUAUCAUCGGUGGAACAAACGUGCUUAGCUUAUUGAGCACAUCUCCAGAAAGGUUCUUGAAAUGGGAUCGGGAUACUUGUGAAUUACGUCCCAUCAAGGGAACCGUAAGGAAAAGUGAAACAAUGACUGUAGAGAAGGCCACUGAAAUAUUAAAGACCCCCAAAGAAUUUGGAGAAAAUUUAAUGAUUCUUGACUUAAUUAGAAAUGAUCUCUAUGAAUUGAUUCCCGAUGUUCAUGUGAAGGAAUUCAUGUCUGUGGAGGAAUAUGCCACCGUUUACCAAUUAGUCAGUGUCAUUAAAGCAUAUGGUAUUUCAUCCAGCAAAUAUUCGGGAAUGGACAUCUUGAAGCAUUCAUUACCACCUGGUUCCAUGACGGGUGCUCCCAAGAAGAUAACUGUGGAGCUGUUGCAAGAAGAAAUUGAGAAAGAUCUAAACAAGCAUGUCUACAACAGCAAUAGGGGGAUAUAUAGUGGUGUCUCAGGUUACUGGUCUGCAAAUGGGAAUGGUGAUUGGUCUGUUAAUAUACGUUGCAUGUACUCCUACAAUAGUGGAUCAUCGUGGCAAUUAGGGGCUGGUGGUGCUAUAACUGUACUCAGCACUCUAGAGGGCGAACUGGAUGAGAUGUACACCAAAUUGGAAAGCGCAUUACAAGUCUUUGCCAAGUGA
Naumovozyma castellii is the source of this 2310-nucleotide messenger RNA. It is a transcript of the gene ABZ1, whose product is annotated as 4-amino-4-deoxychorismate synthase. The record is from RefSeq and is a predicted model, not a curated record. Lineage: Eukaryota; Fungi; Ascomycota; Saccharomycetes; Saccharomycetales; Saccharomycetaceae. Bases 1 to 2310 code for a protein of 769 amino acids. The transcript has a single exon.